AUAAUGAUAAUUUUAAAUAUAUGAUUUAUUUUUAUUUUAAUAUUUAUUAUUGGUAAUUUUAUUUUUAUUUCUAAAUAUAAGCAUUUAUUAAUUGUUUUGUUAAGUUUAGAAUUUAUAGUAUUAAGAAUUUUUUUUUUUAUAUUAGUUUAUUUAAUAAUAAUUGAUUAUGAUAUAUAUAUAUUAAUAGUAUUUUUAGUUUUUUCAGUUUGUGAGGGGGCUUUAGGGUUAUCAAUUUUAGUUUCUAUAAUUCGUACUCAUGGUAAUGAUUAUUUUCAAAGAUUUAAUUUAUUAUAG
Messenger RNA from Helicoverpa zea (corn earworm), 294 nucleotides. NCBI's taxonomy places the organism in Eukaryota, Metazoa, Arthropoda, Insecta, Lepidoptera, Noctuidae. The record is from the annotation of a RefSeq genome assembly.